AAAGCCACUCAUUCGCACCCCGCCCUCGCUCCCAUCCUUUGCUCCGGAGCUGCCAUCAUCGCAGUCACGCCCCUUCCUUCCGAGGAGCUUUUGACUGCCCAAGCUGGUAGACCCCUGAUUUAUUCCUCCAUCUCUCUUUUUGGCCUCAUCUUCUCUCACUGCCCCCUCCACCCCUACCUUCAGUCUGUCUCGCCUCCGACCAUCUGCUGCUCCACCCUCCGGCCCGGUAUCCUGCCUGUCCACUGCCACCAAGGAGAGCCUGGAGGGAGCAGAGAAGAGGGAAACAACCGGGAGUUGGGGCUUCCCCCCCUGCUCAUCUCUGGCCUCUGGCCCGGGACAGAAGCCACUUGAGCGAGUAGACAGUCGUCACUUUGUCUUCGUUGCCUUCAGGGAGCUGCUGAGAAGGACAAAUAAGAUAACAGAAGUGAAAGAGCUUUUGUCUCCUUAGAAGAAAGGCUGAGAAACUGAAGAGUGACCAGUGGUUGGACUCUUGGCGGCGCUUACCCUGAACCUGAGUGUUAGGGGAGAGGGAAUCUGUCGUUGCGGUUUCUGGAGCUGCUCAUAAGCAAGAAUUCCCUAUCCUGAUCAAGGCUUUAAGCCUGAAAGAAAGCAGAAAUAGGUCAAGGGCAGCCCAGGUGCCCAAUUUCUCUCUCUCUUCACAAGGCACCACCAGCAAUAGAGAUGAGAAAUUCUGAAGAACAGCCAAGUGGAGGAAUCACGGUAUUGCAGCGUCUAUUACAAGAGCAGCUUCGCUAUGGCAAUCCUAAUGAGAAUCGUAACCUGCUUGCCAUACACCAGCAAGCCACAGGGAAUGGCCCUCCUUUCCCCAGUGGCAGUGGGAACCCAGGUCCUCAGAAUGAUGUGUUGAGUCCCCAGGACCACCACCAACAGCUUGUGGCACAUGCUGCUCGACAAGAACCCCAGGGGCAGGAAAUCCAGUCAGAAAACAUCAUCAUGGAGAAGCAGCUUUCCCCUCGAAUGCAGAAUAAUGAAGAACUCCCGACCUAUGAAGAAGCCAAAGUCCAAUCACAGUACUUUCGGGGCCAACAGCAUGCCAGUGUUGGAGCUGCAUUCUAUGUCACUGGAGUCACCAAUCAGAAGAUGAGGACUGAGGGACGCCCAUCAGUUCAGCGGCUCAAUCCUGGGAAGAUGCACCAGGAUGAAGGACUCAGAGACCUUAAGCAAGGGCAUGUCCGCUCUUUGAGUGAACGACUAAUGCAGAUGUCACUGGCCACCAGUGGAAUUAAGGCCCAUCCACCUGUUACCAGUGCUCCCCUCUCCCCACCACAACCUAAUGACCUCUACAAGAAUUCCACAAGUUCCAAUGAGUUCUACAAGGCCCAAGGGCCACCUCCCAGCCAGCAUAGCCUGAAGGGCAUGGAACAUCGAGGCCCCCCACCAGAGUAUCCCUUCAAGGGCAUGCCACCGCAGUCUCUAGUGUGCAAGGCCCAAGAGACAGGGCACUUCUAUAGUGAGCAUCGUCUGAACCAGCCAGGGAGACCAGAGGGGCAACUGAUGAGGUAUCAGCAUCCCCCUGAGUAUGGAGCAGCCAGGCCAACACAGGACAUCUUAUUGCCAUUGUCGUCCAGGAACUCUCAGCCUCACAGUCCUACUUCUUCCCUCACGUCUGGGGGUUCCUUGCCCUUGCUGCAGUCUCCACCAUCCACUAGAUUAUCUCCUGCCCAGCACCCAUUGGCCCCAAACCAAGGAGACCAGCCAGCUCACCUACCUAGGCCGCAGCAAUAUUUCCUUCCUAAUCAGGCUCACCAGGGUGAUCAUUACCGUCUCACUCAGCCGGGUCUGAGUCAGCAGCAGCAGCAGCAGCAGCAGCAGCCAGAAGGCUAUUCAGCUAUGCCUAAAGCUCAGCAGUCAUCUUCUUCUUAUCAGCCAAUGCCAGCAGACACUUUUGCCAUUGUUUCCAGAGCCCAGCAGAUGGUUGAGAUCCUCUCAGAUGAGAACCGGAACUUGCAGCAGGAGUUAGAAGGAUGUUAUGAGAAGGUGGCGAGACUGCAGAAGGUGGAGACAGAAAUCCAGCGUGUCUCAGAGGCAUAUGAGAACCUUGUGAAGUCAUCAUCCAAAAGGGAGGCCCUGGAGAAAGCCAUGAGAAACAAGCUUGAGGGAGAGAUUCGAAGGAUGCAUGACUUCAACAGAGAUCUGAGAGAGCGUCUAGAGACGGCCAACAAGCAGCUUGCAGAGAAGGAAUAUGAAGGUUCAGAGGAUACCAGGAAAACCAUCUCUCAGCUCUUUGCAAAAAAUAAGGAAAGCCAGAGGGAGAAGGAGAAGCUGGAAGCGGAGCUGGCCACUGCCCGUUCUACCAAUGAGGACCAAAGACGACACAUCGAAAUCCGAGACCAGGCCCUGAGCAACGCCCAGGCCAAGGUGGUAAAGCUAGAGGAAGAGCUGAAAAAGAAGCAGGUGUAUGUAGAUAAGGUGGAAAAGAUGCAGCAGGCCCUUGUACAGCUCCAGGCAGCAUGUGAAAAACGUGAGCAGCUAGAGCACCGUCUCCGGACGCGACUGGAGAGAGAGCUGGAAUCCCUCAGAAUUCAACAGCGCCAGGGCAACUCUCAGCCCACCAAUGUUUCGGAAUACAAUGCCGUGGCACUGAUGGAGCUCCUUCGUGAGAAAGAGGAGAGGAUCCUGGCCUUGGAAGCUGAUAUGACUAAGUGGGAGCAGAAGUAUUUAGAGGAGAAUGUAAUGAGACAUUUUGCUCUGGACGCUGCUGCAACCGUAGCUGCUCAGAGGGACACAACAGUCAUCAGCCACUCUCCUAACACUAGCUAUGACACAGGUCUAGAAGCUCGCAUUCAGAAGGAGGAGGAAGAAAUCUUGAUGGCCAACAAGCGUUGCCUUGACAUGGAGGGCAGGAUUAAGACCCUCCAUGCCCAGAUCAUUGAGAAGGAUGCCAUGAUCAAAGUACUCCAGCAACGUUCUCGGAAGGAGCCAAGUAAGACGGAGCAGCUGUCAUCCAUGCGGCCAGCAAAGUCUCUGAUGUCCAUUUCCAAUGCUGGAUCAGGCUUGCUCUCCCACUCUUCUACCCUGACUGGCACCCCUAUUGUGGAAGAGAAGCGGGAUGACAAGAGCUGGAAGGGGAGCCUAGGUAUUCUCCUGGGUGGAGACUACCAUGCAGAGUCUGUUCCUUCCACGCCCUCACCUGUGCCACCCUCAACUCCCCUGCUCUCAGCUCACUCUAAGACAGGCAGCCGAGACUGCAGCACCCAAACUGAACGGGGAAUGGAACCAAACAAAACUGCAGCUGUUGCCACAAUCUCUGUUCCUGUUCCAGUUGCUGCUGCUGCCACUGCAGCUUCCAUCACUGCCAAUGCUGCCACCAACACUGCCACCUCUGCCACCAACACCAACACCAUGGUAGCUGCUGCUCCAGUUGCUGUCGCCGCUGCUGCUCCAGCUGCCACUGCUGUCACUGCUCUUGCUGCUGUGGUUUCUCCAGCUACUGCUGCUCAGAUUACAGAUGCUGCCUCUGCUGUUGCUGCUACUGUUGCUCCUCCUCCUCCUCCUCCUCCUGCUGCUGCUGCUGCUGCUGCAGUUGUUCAGGUUGCUCCAGGUACUACAGCUCCAGUUCUAGCUCCGGCUCCAAUAGCGGCUCAGGCUUCUACUCCAGCUCAGACUCAGACACCAACUCUAGCUCCAGCUUUGGCUGCUACUCCAGCUCCAGCUCCAACUCCAGCUUUGGCUCCUGCUGAGUCUCUUGCAACUCCGGCAGCCACUCCUGGACCACGUCGUUUGUCUACACCAAGUCUGACCUGUAAUUCAGAUAAGACAGAUGGUCUUGCUUUCCACUCCAAUACUCUGGAAAGAAAAGCUGCCAUUCAGAUCUUGGGACAAGAGCCUGAUGCAGAGAUGGUGGAAUAUCUCAUCUAAACAGCUUAAUCAAGAGCUGCAGUUUAUCAGCAAGAAUGCUUUUAAUCAUUUUUCCCUUUUGUUGUUCUUAUUUUGAGAGUGAGGACAAGGGUUGGGGGAAUGUUUUUUAAAGGGACUUUUUAUUGAAACAAUAUAGUACUUAAGUAAUAACAUUAACUCCAGUCUAUUUUGGUACACUUAAAGAGUACCUCUAAAGACAGAUUAGUCAGAAUGUGCUCGGAAGGUUAUUAUAUGGAUUUAUGCAAAUACUAGGACUGUUAACAACAGCUGGAUAUAUGUCAGUGUUUUUACUGUGCUUAAAUUUGUGUAGCAUUUCCAUAUUCCAGAUCAUUUUUUUAUUGAAGAGCACACUGCAUUUGGAAGACAGCAUGUAACAUGUAGUUCAGAAAUGGAAAGUCAGAGAGAAUUUGCUCAUGUGCUGUUGUGUAGAGUUCCAUUCUAGGCAGCAUCCAGAGAGAGAACUCUUGCCUCAGGCUCACAAAACGGAAUAGUUUUAGGAGCCAUGUAAGCCAGAGGAAAGGUAGAGAAUAUUGGAGUGUGGAAGGAUGCUGGAGCUAAUUUUUCUUCCCAAUUUUCCAGCUAUCCUGUGCCAGGAGAUUGCGUUUAUCUUAAUUUCAAUGGUGCUUUGGAAGUGGAUUUUUUCGUUCCCUCAUGGAGGUUUACACACACACACACACACACACACACACACACACACACACACACACACACCUAUAUUCUGGAGUAAUUUCUGCAUUUGGAUAAUUACUAUAUUGCUUUCAGAUGCUAGGAGAGAAACUUCCUUUCUCUCAGGGAGUUAGAACAUCAGAGGCCUUGAUGGAAAGUUGCAUGAGGUACUGUGUGCAGACCUUUGUGAUCUGUGACUAGCUAUGAACAGCCAUUCCUGAGACCAAUCAGCUUAGUGUCUAUUUCUUCUCUACCACAAAUUCACUGACUAUGUCACCAGUUUUAAAUUGCCAAUCAUUUUCAAAGUGAGGAAACGUAUUUGGUGAUGUGUUGAACUCCUUGGAUUUCUGGUGACUACUUUGAAAUAACUCUUUAUUUUCCCAAAUUCUUAGCCUAUGUCAUAAAAGGCAUAUUUGACUAUCACCUCCAAGGGAAUAGCAUUAGAAGCCCAAAGUACUAUGCUGCAUUUAGGGGAGAGGUGGUCUGCAGCAGUGUCCUCAGCUACCUCUUCUUAUGGCUAGUGAAUUCAUCUUGGAAUACUUUAGAGAAUAGCAGGAAAUGUGCAUGUGGGCAGGGAUCAAGGAGGCCAUGGCUCCAAACUGCCUAAGGGCUGCCUCUAGGGACACAGAAAGGCUGCCUAUUGCCACAGGUCCCUGCACUAUGUUACUUCUCUGCCCUUCAUUAAGGUGACAGAUCCACAGACAGUGUCACUAUCAGUUUCAAGGGUAUGGGGGGAGGUGAGGGGAGUGGGGAUAUUAGAUAAGGGUGGGAGGGUAGAGGCUUGGAGAUGUAUUAGUUAGAAACCAGAUUAAUAGAAGAGUAGGCCUGAUUUGUUACAUUAUGAGAUAUAGUGGCUAGAAGGAACUUUAGCAAUACUAUAGCUCUACUCCCUCAUUUUAGUGAUGAGGAAUCUGAGACCUGGAGAGGUUAAGUGACUUUUUCAAGAGCACUCAACACAGCUUUCCACUCUGCCAAAUACCAUGAUUAUUUUGAGAUACCCUUAUAUAGAAAAAGCCCCAUUUUAAGAAAAGAUAUCUUCAUAGUCCAGAGCUUAUGUAUUUUAUAAAAUGUCUCUGGAUUGAGUAGUUUGUCCAGGGUUAUGAAUUCCUAUUUUCCCUUUCCUGCAGUGCCUUUUGCAAGGUUUUCCUUUUCUGAUCCUAAGAGUUACAUAAAACAUCCCCCCCUAAGAAAUCAACCUCAAUUCUUCUCUUGCUAUGAUAUUGGUUGUCUUGGAUAAUCCUACAGGGUUCCUCUAUGAGUAUAGGAAUGGCCUAUUUAACAGUAUUCUUGUUUCAUUCCUAAUUAUCUUCCAAAGGAAUUGUUUUAUGUAUGAGUAGGGAAGAGACAAGAGGGAAGGUGAUAUGAUUUUCAGCCAGCCUGACAUUUUCAAUAGUGAAAUGAUCAUCUUACACAUUAGUCCUCAGUUAUCAAGUGAAUACCAAAUAGAAAUUAAAAGUGCAGUUGUGUUACUACCCAUUCAUACUACCCUUUAGUCAUAAGGAAAAGAAAGUCAAAUAGUAGAAGCAGCAGUAGUAAAGUAGUAAACUUUAGGACUCCUACUUUCUAUCCAAAUAAAUAAAUAAAAACAAAAAUUUUAUUUACCCCUUUCAUGGUUAUAACACAUUGCCAGAAUUUUUGCUAGCUCUGGGAGCCAUGAUUUUAAUCACAUUCUGUAAGGUGACAAAUGUCAUGCAUUCCACCCUGUGUGUCAGCCAUCUCUUGUGUAUUUGGGAGAAAGGGGAAAAUUCUUGGCUAAGUACUAUUUUGAACUUUCUGCAACAUCUCUGACCCCUCACACUAGAAACAGUCCCUUUUGGCUCAGUUUUUAAUCCCAGGUAAUUAGUUAAAAUAAUAUUGUACAUCUAAGAGAUGGAAGAAGUCCAUGCCAGUGUAUUAUGUUUACAAAGAAGAUAGAUUAAGCCUUUUUGGAAGAUCUCUAAUAAGUGUCAUUUUUAAAAUUCAGGAUUAUGAGACAAAUCUCAAGUUAGACACCUUUUUACAAAUGCGUGGAUGUAACAUUUGGGGGAUCUUUCUGGACUCCCACUUACCUAUGCAUUUUACUAGCACCUCAGAACAGGAGGGUAACCUUGUUGUCUUAACUUGUACUGCCUAGUGGUCUCUGGGGGACCUUCUAAGUCAAUUGUAUCCCAAUGUUCCAUGUACAGAAAAACUUCAUUAGAACAAUAUUUACUUGGUAUAAAAUUCUUAUUAAUAAUUUUUUAUUAAAUAAAAGUAGCUUGAGCUUUCUUUUAAAAUCAUGUAUCUUAUUAUUGUUUUAAUGAAGGAUUUAUUUUCAGUGCUGCUUUUGAGCUUUAGGAUGGCAGGAUAGCAGAAGCCUGAAAUACCUGUCAUCAUCUGCUAUAGGUAACAUACUAAGAGACCCAUCACUUUCGUUUUAGUUUGUUACACAGUUGGGUGGAUACAACAAUUGGAAAAUGAAUAAACUUAUUGUGUAAACUACUUUUUAUGAAGAGCCUAAAUACUAAUAAUGUGGCAGCUUAAAGUGUAUAUCUAUGCACUAAGUUUUAUAAAUUAUAUUCUCUUGUCCUUUAGCCAUACAAUUUCCUGUUAUAUCUCAGUUACUCAUUCACAUAUGUAAUGUGCUACUUAAAAUGUGUGCAUUCUUACUGAACAUGUUUUCAAAGGAAGGCAUCAGCUAUGGGCUAAUUGCCACCAAUUUCAGCCCGCCAUGAUCCUUGGAAAUAAAUUUUCUAAGUGCCAUCCAUCAUCAGUAGGACAAGUGUCCGGGAGUUUAUUAUUUUUCUGGUAGCAGUGAUAGGUUACCUGAAACCAUCAAACCUCCUUCUGGCCUCCCUUGUUAUUAAUGGCAUGUGUUUGUAAAGUGGAUAGCUUUAGUUGGCAGAUGGCUAGAGAACAAUCACCUUUGAUUUGAAAUAUAUUGCCCCCAUUAUGAUUAAGACCCCAUUCUGUAAUCAACUGAGCUAGUUCCAAUAAAGUUAAGCAGGUUUGAAUCCACUCUGUGCCUAUUUUUUCACUGACAAUAAAGUUAGCUAUUUUAAAAUGCA
Pteropus alecto (black flying fox) is the source of this 7571-nucleotide messenger RNA. It is a transcript of the gene AMOT, whose product is annotated as angiomotin. The coding region runs from base 682 to 3879 and encodes 1065 amino acids. Gene Ontology annotation, molecular function: signaling receptor activity. NCBI's taxonomy places the organism in Eukaryota, Metazoa, Chordata, Mammalia, Chiroptera, Pteropodidae. The transcript has 15 exons. The record is from RefSeq and is a predicted model, not a curated record. Gene Ontology annotation, biological process: actin cytoskeleton organization; hippo signaling; regulation of cell migration. Gene Ontology annotation, cellular component: cytoplasmic vesicle; plasma membrane; bicellular tight junction.